Messenger RNA from Boleophthalmus pectinirostris (great blue-spotted mudskipper), 2479 nucleotides. Its product is annotated as uromodulin-like. NCBI's taxonomy places the organism in Eukaryota, Metazoa, Chordata, Actinopteri, Gobiiformes, Gobiidae. Gene Ontology annotation, molecular function: calcium ion binding. Bases 415 to 2382 code for a protein of 655 amino acids. The record is from RefSeq and is a predicted model, not a curated record. The transcript is spliced from 10 exons. Gene Ontology annotation, cellular component: apical plasma membrane; cell surface. Gene Ontology annotation, biological process: neutrophil migration.
GUGACAUCACAAGUUGGAACAGGACAUUUUGAGCUUUGGAGAUAUAGAACACAAAUCAUAAUAAUGAGGAGGUAACAACAUUCUGACAUGACUUAAAACUCACAAAAGGCAAUUUUCCAUAGUAUAGGACUUUAAGCAGCCAGACUGUUGACCUAAGGUUGUUGGAGACUGACCUUUUUACAUCAAGGCUCUUUGUGCACAAUGGAACAUCAUGGUCCAUUUUGUUUGUUUUUGUUAUGUAACAAUGAACUUAAGUGGUGUCAUAUUAAUCACUCCUAUGAGUGAUGUUUUUGUGUUUUCCUAACUAUCUGCACUGAUAACGUCCCCUCCUAUAAAUACACAGAUCUUUCAGUGAGAGGCACCACUCAUUUGAAGGGUCGAGGUGAAAAUCAUCCUGGUCACACUCCAGAAGAAAUGGAAAAGUUUGGACUUCUGUUUCUGCCUUUAAUUUUGCUGAUUGGAACAGGAUGUGCUUCAGAAGUUCUCGUGACCAGCUGCGAUGAAUGCCACUCUGAUGCCACCUGCCUGAAGUUGGAAGAGAGAGGAGAUGCCUACCCUCCGAUCACCACAUUCUCCUGCCAGUGUAAUGAUGGUUUUGUUGGUGACGGCAUCAGCUGUUAUGAUGUGAAAGCUUGUGGUGCAGGGGACUCCUCUUGCUGUAGCGAAGGCUAUAGGUGGUCCUCAGAACAGGGCUGCGUUGAUAUAGACGAAUGCUCUCUCAGCCCAUCUCCCUGCAGUCCAUCUCAGCUCUGCCGAAACACACGAGGAUCAUUUGAAUGUCUAGAAAAUAACAAUGCUGAUUCAAAAACAAGCCAGUUUUGGUGCAAUCACGGUAUCUGCCCUCAUGGCAUGGACUGCUUUAUGGAAAAUGGGGAGGCCCGCUGUGAUGAUCCCUGUCAGCACUACACUGUGCUUGAUCAGGAAUGGCGUUCAACAAAUAACAAAAACACAGAAAAUAAAUGUGAUGGUAAUACCAAAUGGCAGGGCUGGUAUCGCUUCUUUCUGAACGGCACUGAUGCUCAAAUCCCAGAGAGAUGUGUGGAGUCAAACAUGUGUGGUACCGAAAGGCCUAUGUUUUUAAGUACACCUCAUCCCACUCAUUCUAAUUUCAUUGAAAGACGUGACAUUUGCAUCCAUUAUCAAUCCAAAUGCUGCCGCUCCAAAUCCCCUUCCAUCCAUGUCAAGCGCUGCUAUGAUCAAUACUAUGUUUACAGACUUGUGCAGCCAAAGGGGUGUAACAGUGCUUACUGUGCAGAAUUUGGGCCCUCAAGACCAACUACAACCACUACCACGCCACCUACCACCACCACUGUUGCCACAACCACUACUGCCCCACCCACCACUACUGCCCCACCCACAACCACUACUGCCCCACUCACCACCACUACUGCCCCAACUACCACUACCACCACACCACCUACUACAACUACUACCACCCCAACUACCACGACCACCACACCACCCACCACCACUACUACCACCCCAACUACCACUACCACCUCAUCCACCACUACCACAUCAGCCACCACCAUUGCCCCAUCAGAGACAGAAAUUCAAAUUGACCACUUUAUUUGUGGACAAGACAAAAUCCAACUUACUCUGAACCGGGCAGCUGUGUCCUUCUCUGGUCUGGACCCAUUGUCUGGUCACCUGGUGGACCGCAGCUGCGUCCGAUCUAAAGUGGAGAAUAAGAUUGUGUGGUAUGAGGUUGAGCCACGUGGAGGAGUCUGUGGGAACACCAGGAGGAUCAACAGUACACAUGUCAUCUACACUAACAGCUUAUUCAUCUAUGCUAACAACAAUAGCACCUUCCAUGUUCCUGCAAGUCUCCCCUUCUCAUGUGUGUAUCCUCUUGAUGUGGACACCAGUCUCAAUGCUGACAUCAGACCAUUGGGUCCAACUGGUGGCAUCACUGCAACAGGUGGACCCCCUAAAGCAUUAAUGUCUCUGUACCGAGACUCAAGUUUCCACAGUGCUUACCAGGCUGGCAGCGUGAGUCUGCCAGUGGGCCAGCCGCUGUACAUUGGGGUCUCUGUGGAGGAGAAUGACCCAAAUUUUGUGACUGUUCUGGACGAGUGCUACAUAACAUAUACCUCCAACCCAAAUGACCAAAUGAGACAAUCUCUGAUACACCACAAGUGUUCCUCUAACCUUCAGCAGGUGCUGGUGGUUGAGAGUGGAACUUCUCUGCAGGCUCGGUUCUCUGCCCUCUUCUUUGUGCCUGAGGGUCAGUACAGAACGAUCUAUGUCCACUGCCACCUCAGUAUGUGCGGCAGCGGACCCUGUGUCCCACUUUGCUCAGGAAGGGCUCGUCGCUCAGUUUCUGACAGUGUAGCAAUGCAGCCACUCACCAUUGGACCCAUCACAUGGGGAACUAAAUGAAUGUUUUCCACUCUUCUCCAAAGAUAUCUGUGAUGUUACUGCAAUGGCUCUGAGUAGCUGAAACAAUAAUUGCCGGUGCAUAUAAUAUUUGACAUGC